Molecule: messenger RNA, 657 nt
Organism: Rotaria sp. Silwood2
Lineage: Eukaryota; Metazoa; Rotifera; Eurotatoria; Philodinida; Philodinidae
Source: the annotation of a GenBank genome assembly
AUGGAAGUCUCACAUAAUCAAGCACCUUUGCAACAAGAAUAUUUUGAUAAAUACAAUGCUGGGGGUCCCCUCAACUGGGAAAUUGGUCGACCCCAAUCAGCCGUAUUACAUCUUGUUCAGAGUGGUUUCUUUUCAGGUCGUGUACUUGACAUUGGCUGUGGUACCGGAGAGAAUGCUCGCUGUAUUGCUAGACAGAGAAAUUUUUCAAGCCCUGUGAAGGUUGUGGCCGUUGAUUUGGUACCCAAGGCUAUUGAAAUGGCCAAGAAACAAACGGAUCCAAGUGAAUUUACAAACUUGACUUUUACUGUUUUUGACGUACUCAACGAAGACAAUAAGACUGAUCUAGGUCGAUUUAACUUUGUUCUGGAUUCAUGUCUCUUUCAUGGACUUUCCGAUGAACAUCGGCAGAUCUAUAUACGUCAACUUCAUCGAUGGUUAAAACCGGGAGGCGUCUACGUACAGUUAGCAUGGAGUGAAAAGGAAACAUUAGAGCGACCAUCUGGUCCACGAAAGAUCACUAGAAGUGAUCUCGAACAAUUGUUCUCUGUUAACAAUGAGUGGCAAAUCGAAAGUAUUAGCGAUGACAUCAUCGACAGUAUUCCAGAGAUCAAUAAAGGACGUUCUAGUGCUUACUUGUCAUUAAUUCGGAAACUAUAA